CAUUCUGGAAUGUGUAGUUUCCGCUGCCCGCUUUCGGUGUCGAGCAUCUCGCAGCUCCCGAUUUAAUAAAACAUCCCCCGGGCCGUCAUGCCCGGCUUCACGUGCUGCGUCCCGGGCUGCUAUAGUAACUCGCACCGGGACAAAGGCUUGCACUUCUACACGUUCCCGAAGGAUGUGGAGCUCAGGCGGCAGUGGCUGAAGAAUGUGUCGAGGGCCGGUGUGACGGGCUGCUUCAACACCUUCCAGCCCACCAACGGGCACCGGGUGUGCAGCCUGCACUUCCAGGGAGGCCGCAAGUCGUACAGCAUCAAGAUCCCCACCAUCUUCCCCCUGCGGGGAGUCAACGAGAGGAAGGUCCGCAGGAACAACGCGGGGGACCGGGGCAAGAAGAGGCAGCAGCCGCACUACUCGUCCGCCGCCACCACCGUGCUGGUGACAGGACUGCCCGGGCAGGAGGAGCAGGAGGUGCUGGAGCUGACAGCCGGCAAUGCCGAGAUGGUCUUACUGGGAGCCACGGCCGGCAUGGGGGCCACCAUGGCCGGAGUCAGCGCUUCGGCAGCCGUGAUGGGCAGUGCCAUGGAAGCCAUGGGAGCAGCGGCCGGAGGGGGACCUGUGGCUGCCGAGCCGAACCCGGGGAACCUCACGGUCAAGCUGGAUGCAGGAGGAGGACUAGCCAGCCACUUCUCGUCUCCAGGUAGCCACGGGACACACCAGGGCAUCCAGGUGGUGGUGGUGGGCGAGGAGACCUACCCCAUCCCAGACUGCUGCCCAUCUCCUCUAUUCACGGACCAUUCUUACUCCAUGUCUUCCGGCACCACUACCGAGGAGCUGCUGAGGAAGCUCAACGAGCAGAGGGACAUCAUAGCCCUGAUGGAGGUGAAGAUGAAGGAGAUGAAGUCCAGCAUCAGGCACCUGAGGGUCACCGAGGUGAAGCUGAGGGAGGAAAUUCGCCAGAAGGACAAAGUGCUGUCAAUGGCAGGGGCAAAGAAAAAAGAAGGGCAUUUAUAGACUCUCAAUGGAUUGAGCUGGAUUGCUGAAAACAUAGUUUCAUUCAGUUGAAAAUAAACUAUUUGUUCUUCGUCUGUUUGAUUGGCUUUGCUAAUGGACUUGGUGUUAAUUUCCUACCAUAACAACAACAACAAACAAAAAAAAAAACUUGCUAGUGACUUUUUGAAGACACUGUUACAUUACCCGAAGGAAACCACCCUUGUAUGGCAAUUACAAUUAAUGCAUUUACAAAAAGACUACCUACCUAUAAGUUACCUGUUAAGCCAACUUUUUUUUAUUUGGGGAGGUGGAACGUGUAGUGUGUUUAUGACGUAGAAUUUAGGAUGAAAAUGUGUACCUGUAGUAUUUUGGAAAAGACUGAACAAGAAGAUGAUGCUACUUCUUACUCAUCUGAUGAUUUUGAGUAUCUAAUAAUGGAAAAUUGAGAAAACAAAUACAUUAGAGGUCAUUUAGUUUUUGCUAGUGUGUGUGCGUGCGCGCGUGUAUAUAUGUACAUACAUGAAAGUUUUCGUUUGUUAAAAAAAAAAGUAUGUGCUUCUUUAAACAUAUAGGAACACUUCAUUUUUCUGUCCACUUAUACUUAUUACUUAUUACUUAUUUGAAGAGAGAAUAAUUUAGCUGAAGCAAGGGCAGUUGCGAAAUAAACAUCAUACCCUGUACUACAUUUACAACUGUAUAGCCUUUACUUUCGAACACAAUUAAUAAAGGAUUGCAUGUCACAAAUGUA
Messenger RNA from Pelobates fuscus (common spadefoot toad), 1735 nucleotides. RefSeq names its product THAP domain containing 11 (gene THAP11). The transcript has a single exon. The coding region runs from base 88 to 1008 and encodes 306 amino acids. The record is from RefSeq and is a predicted model, not a curated record. Gene Ontology annotation, molecular function: RNA polymerase II cis-regulatory region sequence-specific DNA binding. Gene Ontology annotation, cellular component: nucleoplasm. NCBI's taxonomy places the organism in Eukaryota, Metazoa, Chordata, Amphibia, Anura, Pelobatidae. Gene Ontology annotation, biological process: regulation of transcription by RNA polymerase II.